This is a messenger RNA of Trichogramma pretiosum, 813 nucleotides long. It is a transcript of the gene SmD3, whose product is annotated as small nuclear ribonucleoprotein Sm D3. Gene Ontology annotation, biological process: RNA processing; spliceosomal snRNP assembly. Gene Ontology annotation, cellular component: pICln-Sm protein complex; U5 snRNP; catalytic step 2 spliceosome. The transcript has 2 exons. The coding region runs from base 209 to 640 and encodes 143 amino acids. The record is from RefSeq and is a predicted model, not a curated record. Gene Ontology annotation, molecular function: RNA binding. Lineage: Eukaryota; Metazoa; Arthropoda; Insecta; Hymenoptera; Trichogrammatidae.
GGUAUCUUUUGAGUCAAACUGAUGCCACACGCGUGACGCGACUGAGGCUGAUAUUCGUAAACCGUAAAGAAACAAAGCGCUAAGCAUUGAUAUAUUUACUCUCAUUUAUAUUUCAAAUUCUCGCAUGUUCAAAAGUUAAUUCUCUUCGGAUCAAUUAAAAAAGUUUCUAUUUGUUUUACAUUGCAUUAGAAUCAAAGAAUUCGUUAAAAUGUCUAUCGGUGUGCCAAUUAAAGUUUUACACGAAGCCGAGGGGCACAUUAUAACCUGUGAGACCAUCAAUGGAGAGGUUUAUCGUGGCAAACUCAUUGAAGCCGAGGACAACAUGAAUUGUCAAAUGCAAAAUAUUACUGUCACAUAUCGCGACGGCCGGGUCGCCCAGUUGGAAAAUGUCUACAUCAGAGGUUCGAAAAUCAGUUUUCUCAUACUGCCUGACAUGUUGAAAAAUGCGCCCAUGUUUAAGAGACCGGGCGGCAAAGGUUCUGGUGGUGCUGGAAGAGGGAAGUCUGCUAUACUUCGAGCACAAGCUCGAGGCAGAGGAAGGGGAGCAGCCGCUCAUCGUGGCAGGGGUACUGGUUCUGCACCUUGGUUAAACCAACAAAAUCAGGGCAGUGCACCACAAACUGGCAGAGGCCGGGGUUAAUAAUAAUAAGAGCUGUAAAUUAUCUGAACAAUGGCCAUACAUACCAAACAAAAUUCAUUGUAUUGGUCAAUGUUCUCUACUUUUUAUAAGUACUACCAUAUGUAUAACUCUAUUAUACUUGCUACACUUAGUUUAAAAUAAUUCUUGAUUAAAUAAAUUUUCAACCGUUGUAA